ACUGACAAAAUGGGCACAGAUACCAUUAGAAUGUUGCUAAACAACAAUUUUUCUAUAAUAACAAUUAUAAAUAAAUUAGAAACAAUUGUCAGCAUCGGUGAUUCCAAAUUUGUGAACUGGAUUUUGAAAAUAGUAGACGAACUCGUUAUAUAUUAUAUUCGUAACAGAAAACAUUGGAAUAUAAUAAAAUCAUCGUCGAUAACUAUAGAAGAUAUAAAUCCAGAAAUUAUAGACAGUAUUUUAGAAAGAUAUAUAGCUACGGGAAAGUACAUCGAAGAUGUACAUGAAAAUAUUAGAAAUAAAGUUAAUGAUUAUACUAAGCUCAAUCAGCAAUUACUAUUAAUUAUUAAUAAUAAAUUGCGGGCACUAAAGGAUACACGAAAAGUCGAAGAUGACAAAGUGUCAAAAGAAACUGCAUUAACGCAGUCUGAUGCAUCAACUACAAACGAUAUAACGAGUUCGCCGAAUAUAUGUCUGGAUACUUUUUUGAAAACAAACAGCCCAGACAAUAAUAAUAAUAAUGUAGAAAAUGAAAUGUCCCCUUAUAAAUUACAUUCAAUUGAUGAUUUGCCAAAACCGUAUUCCAGACACAGCAGGGAAAAGUUUUGGAAGUUUUACAUAAAACUCCGUAGCCUUCAGGAAGGACUUAUGCACGACGAUUACGAUCACGUUAUGGAGAUCCUAAACUCUGUGAAAGAAAAGGAGAAGACUGUCUUCACUCGCGCGUGUUAUCGAAUUCUCUGCAACGAAAUACAAUAUUCGCAAUACCAAUUGAGCAAUCUGCUUUUGAAUGCAGUUAAAAAUGGAGCAACAACUAUAUUUUAUGAAAUAUUAUUUAAAGUUGCGAUACAUAUUUUGAACGAUUUAGCUAGAACCGAAUGUUGGGUACUAGCAUAUAAAUUACUCAAAAAUAUUGAUCUUAUGUUACAAUCGAAUAUUUAUUUUUUUAAACCUGAUGCCGCAACAAUUUUACUGUUUGCCGAAAUUUAUUUAGCAAACCGACAACCUAUACAGGCUUUCACCUUAAUUAAGCAAAAUAAUAUUAUGUGUACCAAUCGUGAUAAAUGGAAGGUGCAAAGUAGUGCGAAGGACGAUUAUGUGAGAACACAGCUAAUGGCUCUUUUAUUAGAUACAUUGUGCGAUACAUCUGCUUCGUAUGCUUUUUAUAUUUUUGAAUUUUUACUUCUAGAUCAAAGUAGCAAUUAUUAUCCAGUAGACCUUACGCGUGCCGCGAAUAAAUUAGUAUCAACGUUUUUGUUAAGAAAAGAUUACGAGACGAUCAUAGAUAUUGGAAGACUAAUUGUCAGAUAUGAUUUUGUACUUAGUACGAUAACCUAUCGAGCACUGAUCGCCACAUUAGUUCACGUCGAUAUAAUUCUGGCUCAACAAUUGUAUGAACGUGCAAUCGGUUUAGGCAUAUACUCCAAAUUACAGUUUCACCCUGUACCACACAUUAUUGUAAAAUCCGAUUGGACGAGCGAAGAAAUGUACCUCGCGAUUAUGAAUUUAAUGCACCACCUUUCGACGAAUAUUGGUCAUGCGAUCGAUCGUAUUAAGCCGAACCAGAUUUCAGUGUAUCUUUAUUUCGAGAUCAUGCCUUCGGAAAAGGAACUUGUUUCCGACGAAAUGUACGAAGAACGCGAUAAUAAGAUUAAUGAAUGUAUAAAACGAAUGAGCACUUUGUUAGACAAAAAGUUUGAUCCACCUGUUUGGUUGGUAAGGAAAUAUAAAAGUAAAUUGCAGAAGUUUAAUAGCGUUAGUAUUCUUAGGCAUUUACGGGGUAAAACUUAUAUCUAAUGUAUUUUAUGUAACUU
Colletes gigas is the source of this 1814-nucleotide messenger RNA. RefSeq lists its product as uncharacterized. The transcript is spliced from 7 exons. Bases 10 to 1797 code for a protein of 595 amino acids. The record is from RefSeq and is a predicted model, not a curated record. Lineage: Eukaryota; Metazoa; Arthropoda; Insecta; Hymenoptera; Colletidae.